ACCGCGUAACAGUCGGGUUUGAUUAUCCAUAUACAGGGUCAAGGUUAACCUAAGGAUGAAAGCCAUUAUUUCCCUUGCUGUCCUUUCAGUGACAAUCCUAAUUAUAGAGGGAGAACAUGACAAAAUGUUGAAGCCCUCGAAAAAUUUCAGAAAUGGUUCGUCAAAGAUAAACGUGUCUCCAUUUCUUAGAAAAAUCAGGAGUUCUCCAGACUUAGGGCCAGAAAUUUUUCAAGAACCUGAUAGCAAGCAAAGUGAUGAUUCUGAUGAUGAAAUUGGAGCUAAAUUAAUGGACGAUUUCAUAUACUUUCUUACAUUAAAAGAUUCUGGAAUGCUGGAUAUGUGCCUAUCAUUUCGAAAAUGACGACAACGAAAACAAUGAGUACAAACAAGCCAAAUUAAGACAACGUGUGAAGAGUGCUUCAAUAUAUACUUUAAUAUGAUCUUUAAGCUUAUUUUGGUUUAAAUAAAGACUUUUACUCUAAG
Messenger RNA from Saccostrea cuccullata (small rock oyster), 483 nucleotides. RefSeq lists its product as uncharacterized. The record is from RefSeq and is a predicted model, not a curated record. Lineage: Eukaryota; Metazoa; Mollusca; Bivalvia; Ostreida; Ostreidae. Bases 56 to 361 code for a protein of 101 amino acids. The transcript is spliced from 6 exons.